GUGCAGCAUGUUUGGUUGUGAAGACCCAGCUUUUCCACGUAGUGUGUUUACUAAGUACAGAUUGUCGGUCUGUUUAUGUGUUUAAUUUGUGUAUAUUAGGAACCAUAUAGCUACCUUUUGAAUUAAUAGUUUUUGGUUUGAAUGUGUCUCACGUACUGGAAUGUCAAAAUAUAGUAGUUUUCCUAUGUCUUGAUUAUUGGUCAUCACUGUUGGGCAGUUAGCUUAUCAAUUGAAAUUGCACAGGACUCCAUCUUGGAACUCCUAACAGGUAUCAGGAUGGUGGACAAGAAUAUAUACAUUGUCCAAGGGGAGAUCUGUACUGUUGUAGGUGCCAUCAAGAGGAAUUCAAGGUGGAAUACCCAUACUCCUUUGGAUGAGGAACAAGAUCCAUUGCUUAACAGUUUCAGCCACCUGAAAGAGAUUCUCAACAAUAUGAAAGAGCUGUCAGAUGUGGAGCCCAACAUAUUCCUGCGGCCCUUCCUGGAGGUGGUACGAUCUGAAGACACCACCGGACCAAUCACAGGCAUGGCCCUCACCUCUGUCAACAAGUUCCUUUCCUACGGCCUCAUAGAUGCUAACCACGAGGCGGCGGCGGAGGCUAUCGAGAACAUGGCGGAUGCCGUCACACACGCCAGAUUCGUAGGGACGGACCCCGCCAGCGAUGAAGUAGUGCUCAUGAAAAUCCUACAGGUCCUGAGGACUUUGCUGCUCACGCCCGUAGGAGCCCACCUGACCAACGAGUCUGUGUGUGAGAUCAUGCAGUCGUGUUUCCGCAUCUGCUUCGAGAUGCGCCUCAGCGAGCUCCUGAGGAAAUCAGCCGAACACACACUGGUGGACAUGGUGCAGCUGCUGUUUUCCAGACUACCCCAGUUUAAAGAGGAGGCCAAAAGUUUUGUGGGCGCCAACAUGAAGAAGCUGAAGAUGCGUGCUGGUGGGAUGAGUGAGUCGUCAAAGUGGAAGAAGCAGAAGCGUUCGCCCCACCCCCCCCGCCACAUGGUGCGAAGUGCCUCGGGCGGAUUGGAGCAGGCCCCUACCACCACCCUCAGCAACAACAACCUCUCUGACCGUGUUAGAAACAAGAUCGGUGGGAUAGACAUAGAAGGUGGUGUCCCAUUCAUUGAGCAGGAUAGUUUGUCUGUCUCAGACAGCGUGGCCUCCUCCAUGUCCAUCCCCACAGACAGUGGCCUGGACACCUGCUCCAAGGCCACCUCCAGAGAGGACCUGACAGACCUGGACCAGAGCAGCUCUGCCGCCACCACCCCUUCCACAGAGCCUGGACACCUGUACACUCAGUCUGAGUGUAGGCAGGUGGAGCAUGCCCAGUCAGCCUCGGUGGAGUCCAUCCCUGAGGUCCUGGAGGACGGAGAAUCUGUGACGGAGCAUUCGGACUCAUCCUCAUUACAUGACAUGGACUAUGUCAACCCCCGAGGAGUCCGCUUCACACCACAGCAAACACAGAGAGACGGUGAGGAUGGCGCGGCUCUCAUCCCCUACUCCCUGCCCUGUCUGCGGGAGCUCUUCCGCUUCCUCAUCUCACUGACGAACCCCCAUGACCGCCACAACACGGACGCCAUGAUGCACAUGGGCCUGCAGUUGCUGACCGUGGCUCUGGAGGCGGCUCACAUCGCCCCCUACCAGUCACUGCUGGGCCUGGUCAAAGACGAGCUCUGCAGACACCUCUUCCAGUUGCUAAGUGUGGACCGUAUGAACCUGUAUGCCGCCUCCAUCCGAGCGUGCUUCUUGCUCUUUGAGAGCAUGCGAGGACAUUUGAAGUUCCAGCUCGAGAUGUAUCUGAAGAAGCUGAUGGACAUCAUCACGUCAGAGAACAUGAAGAUGCCCUAUGAGAUGAAGGAGAUGGCCCUGGAGGCCCUGGUGCAGCUUUCGAGGAUCCCCAGCUUCGUCACCGAGCUCUACAUCAAUCAUGACUGUGACUUCUACUGCUCAAACCUGUUUGAAGACCUCACCAAGCUGCUCUCCAAGAAUGCCUUCCCUGUGUCCGGACAGCUCUACACAACCCACCUCCUCUCACUAGAGGCCCUACUCACUGUGAUUGACAGUACUGAGGCCCACUGCCAGGCCAAGGUGCUCAACAGCACCACUCAGCAGGACCACUCAGCAGAAAUGGUGUUGGCAGAAGGGGAGUGCUCAACCAACGACCGUACAGACACAACCACGGAAGCGAGCAGGCAGGUGAACAGUGCCAACGGUCAGAAUGUUCCAGAGGCUGACAGUGUGCCCCUACCACCUACCAGCGGGCACCUGAUGGCAGAGAAGAUGAGACUGGGCAGACAAGACCAGGAGGAGACAGAACCAGCUGAAAAGAAAGAACCAAAAAAGCCACAUCGCUUCUCGUCUUGUUUACCUGAUUCUCAAGAGCUGUUGGACAUCAGAAAUAAAAAGAAGCUGCUGAACAGCGGCACAGAGCAGUUCAACCAGAAGCCUAAGAAGGGGAUCCAGUUCCUGCAGGAGAAGGGUCUCCUCAGCAGCCCCAUGGACAACAACGAGGUGGCCCAAUGGCUCCGGGAGAACCCCCGCCUUGACAAGAAGCAGAUCGGAGAGUUCAUCAGUGACCGCAAAUACAUGGAGCUACUGGACAGCUUUGUCAACACGUUCACCUUCCGAGGGCUGCGUAUUGACGAGGCGCUGCGUCUGUAUCUGGAGGCCUUCAGACUGCCAGGAGAGGCUCCGGUCAUCCAUAGACUUUUGGAAACCUUCACAGACACCUGGCAUAAAGUGAACGGCUCUCCCUUCAUGACCAACGACGCAGGCUUCGCCCUGGCCUAUGCUGUCAUCAUGCUCAACACGGACCAGCACAACAACAAUGUGCGCAAGCAGAACAUCCCCAUGACCAUUGAGCAAUUCAAGAAGAAUCUGAAGGGUGUGAAUGGAAAUACAGACUUUGAUCAGGAUAUGCUGGAGGACAUCUACAAUGCAAUCAAGAAUGAAGAGAUAGUGAUGCCAGACGAGCAGUCUGGCCUAGUGAAGGAGAACUAUGUAUGGAACGUGCUGCUCCACCGGGGGGCCACCUCCGAGGGGGUCUUCCUCCAUGUGCCUGCCGGCAGCUACGACCACGACCUGUUCACCAUGACCUGGGGGCCCACCAUCGCAGCCCUCUCCUACGUCUUCGACAAGAGCCUGGACGACACAAUCAUCCAGAAGGCCAUUGCUGGCUUUAGGAAAUGUGCCAUGAUAUCAGCUCAUUAUGGAUUCAGUGAUGUUUUUGAUAAUUUGAUCAUCUCCCUCUGCAAGUUUACAACGCUCAGCAGUGAGUCGGUGGAGAACCUGCCCACAGUGUUUGGGAGUAACGGGAAGGCACAGAUAGCGGCAAAAACGAUGUUCCACCUGGCCCACCGGCACGGUGACAUCCUGAGGGAGGGCUGGAAAAACAUCAUGGACUCCAUGCUGCAGCUGUUCAGAGCCGAGCUGCUGCCCAAGGCCAUGGUGGAGGUGGAGGAUUUUGUGGAGCCAAAUGGAACGAUUUCCCUUCAAAGAGAAGAGACACCGUCAAAUCGGGGUGAGUCUGCGGUGCUGAGCUUUGUGAACUGGCUGACACUGAGUGGAGCAGAGCAGUCUGGUCAACGUGGGCCCUCUACUGAGAACCAGGAAGCCAAGCAGGCAGCCAUGCUCUGUAUCAAGCAAUGUGACCCAGAGAAGCUGAUCACAGAGAGUAAAUUCCUGCAGCUGGAGUCUCUACAGGAGCUGAUGAAGGCCCUGAUCUCAGUCACACCUGAUGAGGAGACGUAUGAUGAGGAGGAUGCUGCGUUCUGCCUGGAGAUGCUGCUACGCAUAGUCAUGGAGAACAGGGACCGUGUGUCGUGUGUAUGGCAGACGGUGCGAGAUCACCUGUGCCACCUGUGUGUCCAGGCUACAGAGAGCUGCUUCCUGGUGGAGAGGGCCGUGGUGGGCCUCAUCAGACUGGCCAUCCGCCUGCUGCGCAGAGAGGACAUCAGCUCCCAGGUGCUGCUGUCCCUGCGUCUCCUGUUGAUGAUGAAACCACACGUCCUGGCCCGGGUUAGCCGGGAGGUGGCCUAUGGCCUCCAUGAGCUGCUUAAGACAAACGCUGCCAACAUCCACUGCACAGACGACUGGUUCACCCUUUUCGCCCUAAUCGAGUGCAUCGGGGCCGGGAUCAAACCCCCCGCCUCCUUCAAGGUCACCUCCACUACCCCAGACAUCGACACAGGUGCCCAGUCAGACAGUGAGCUGUCGUUCCACCACCUCAGUGAGGUGAGUCUGGACCGGGGGUACACCUCAGACUCUGAGGUCUACACAGAGCAUGGAAAGUCCAGGAUGCCCCGCUCUGUCACUGACGUGGACGUGACUAGCAGCGGAUGGCUGGUGGUUGGGAAAGACGACCUGGACAUCAGCAAGGUAGCGGCUUCUGGGUCCAAGACCCUGCUAAACCCUCUAGUGAACCAGUACAGCCUGUCCCUGGGUCAAGACAUGGGUUUCCACGACACCAAGUCUCUCAUCAAGUGUGUGGAGUCCCUCUCCUUCAUAGUACGAGACGCUGCACAUGUCACCCCCGAGAACUUUGAGCUGUGUGUCAAGGCCAUCCGGGUGUUUGUGGAGGCCAGCCUAAACGGAGGCUACAGGACCUAUGAGAAGAAGAAGAACCACAAGUACGACUCCCAGAAGUCCCGUGUGAGGAGGAAGCCCCGGGACAAGGAGGGUGCGUCCCGCCGCGCCAAGGCCUCCAGCCAGAGGCCUUCCCGUUCCCAUAGUGAUGACGAGGAAGACGAGGGGGUCCCUGCCAGCUACCACACGGUGUCAUUACAGGUUAGUCAGGACCUGUUAGAUCUGAUGCACACGCUGCAUACGAGGGCCUCCAGCAUCUACAGCUCCUGGGCAGAGGAGCAGCGCCGCCUGGAGCCAGUAGGGAAGAAGAUUGAGGCCGACUCCCAGACACUGUGGACCAGCUGCUGGUGCCCACUGCUCCAAGGGAUAGCCUGGCUGUGCUGCGACGCCAGGAGGCUGGUGCGAAUGCAGGCCCUGACCUACCUCCAGAGGGCACUGUUGGUCCAUGACCUGCAGACACUAGAUGCUGUGGAGUGGGAGUCCUGUUUUAACAAGGUGCUGUUCCCCCUGCUGACCAAGCUUCUGGACAAUAUUAGCCCUGCAGACGUGUGUGGCAUGGAGGAGACCAGGAUGAGGGCUUGCACCCUGCUGUCAAAGGUGUUCCUGCAGCACCUCUCUCCCUUGUUGUCUCUGUCCACCUUCGCUGCCCUGUGGCUCACCAUCCUGGACUUCAUGGACAAGUACAUGCACGCUGGCUCCAGUGACCUGCUGCUGGAGGCCAUCCCAGAGUCUCUGAAGAACAUGCUGCUGGUGAUGGACACAGCAGGAAUCUUCCACAGCGCUGACUCUCGUACAGGAUACUCUGACCUGUGGGAGAUCACUUGGGAACGCAUCGACUGCUUCCUGCCUAACCUCCGGGAGGAGCUCUUCAAACAGACAGUCAUACCACAACCAGAUCCUGCUCCUAGUCCCCCAGUGGAGCUUGUCCAGCCGGCUGCCCCCUGCCCCCCAGCCUCGCCACCCCCAGCUCAGGCCCCAUCUCCUGUGUCAGUGCCAGCUUCCCCCACAGAGCCAAAGACCUCCAGCAGACCAGUGUCGCCCCAAGAUCCCCCACCACCUAGUACCAACGGAACAGACAGAUCAUCUCCAGUGCCUCCAUCGACUCCCCCCAUGCCCACCCCAGUGAAGAUGUCCCCCCAGAUCGCUAGCCCACUGAUACAGUCCCCCACGAGUCAAUCCCCCCUCAUCCUGCAGCCCCUGGCCUCCCAUCUGCAGGUGGGGGGCGUGCCCCCUAUGUCCCUCCCCAUUAUCCUCAACCCCGCCCUCAUUGAGGCCAGUUGCCCUGUCCCGCUGCUCCCCGCUCCCCACCCCACUGAACAUAGUGACACCCCGCAGGUCAAAUAGAGCCACCAUAGCCCUAUGCCUACUGUCACGGGGGGCACUCCAUCCCCCACCUGUCCCCUAAAUCAUAGCUUUCUCCUUAGGCCUUGCCCCCCUUCACACAGGGGGAUAAACCGUCUGUGACACAGAGGCCCUUUACAUCCAUGGUCACCUCUCAGACGACACUAAACAACAGACACACCUAGCUUUGAAGUCUUAUCUAACAUCCUGGGGCCUGCUGUCCCUCAAUAUUCACUUAGACAUUUUUUGGAACUCCGUCGGGGUCUCAACUUUACUUUUGAGAGUUAGAUUAGUAGAAUACACAAGGUGCAAGUUUGAAAAUUGGUUGUGGAUUAGCAGUUUUUCUCUUGUUUUGUCAGUCGCUAACAGUCACUCCAAUUAGCCAUGUCGUCUAACAAUUUUUUGAUUGGUAAAUUAGUCUAGCCAGUUAUCUAAACUUGUAGUAAUCAUGGCCAAAUACUGACAGGGCACUUGCCCAGGGCCCUGACUUCUAGGGGGCCCCCCAUUUUUUUUAUUUUGUUAGUCACUCUCACUCAGAUAUUAACAUGGCAAAAUGUGUAGAAUUGCAGGAAAUUGGCUUUAAAACAGCAAAGUCAGUAGAAUUGCAUGAAAUGUGUUAUAAAAUUGCAAAAUGUCUAUUCCCUAUGGCAAAAUGUAUAGAACUGCAGUAAACUUGCUUUAAAAUUGCUAAUAUUUUUCUCUACGCCCCAUGGCAAAAUGUGUUCCAGGAAAUUACUUUAAAAUAUAUUUCUCUCCACCUUCAAGGGGGGGGCACAAAAAAAAUGGCCGGCUUGGCGGGGUGCCUCCCCAACGAAAUCUCACUUAAGGCCCCCAAAAGGCUAAAGUUUUUCCUGAGUAUGCCUGUGCUUAACAUUAAUCUAGAGGUUCUGCCAGGAACAAAAUCAUAGUGAAUAACUUAUUUGGGUUUUAGGUACUGCAUGUUGUUUACUGAAUAGGAUGUGAACAGAUUAAUUUACUCCAGUCAAAGUGUUCAGGGCACUGUCUUAAAAGAAAAACAGACCUGUAUCAUAACUAUUUUAUUGGAGGGUCGAAAUGUAAGUGUACAGUAAUAUAAAGCAUACAUAGUUUCUAUAUUUCCAGUAUAAAAUUGUGUCAGAGGUUAGAAAUUAGCCUACAAGUUUUCACAAUCUUGUUUGCAAAUUUUUAUUACAAUGGCCCUAAAACGACACUUUACGUACAUUAAAUGCUGUUAUACCCAACAGGGACAAAGGUGUGCAUGGUUUGGCUUGGAAAGAUGGAUUUGACAUGCUGCCAUUGCUAACAAGGGCAGCACCUAGAACAUUCCGAAUGUGACAACUGGUCUGGCCUGGGUGGGUGUGUGUGUGGUUGGUUUGCUGUGUUCUGUGAUGGUGGAACUCUGUACGUGUCAGCUUUUGUCAAACAGGUUAGGAGAGUUUAAUAGUAAGGUCGUAAUGAGAUUAUUUAAUGGAGUACAAUAUUGCCUUUUGUCAUUUGUAUCCGGGUGUGUUUGUCACGUUUGUGUAAUAAAUGUUUUGUCACAUACACCGGA
This is a messenger RNA of Oncorhynchus tshawytscha (Chinook salmon), 7450 nucleotides long. Its product is annotated as Golgi-specific brefeldin A-resistance guanine nucleotide exchange factor 1. Gene Ontology annotation, molecular function: guanyl-nucleotide exchange factor activity. The record is from RefSeq and is a predicted model, not a curated record. The transcript is spliced from 41 exons. Gene Ontology annotation, biological process: regulation of ARF protein signal transduction. Lineage: Eukaryota; Metazoa; Chordata; Actinopteri; Salmoniformes; Salmonidae. Bases 277 to 5922 code for a protein of 1881 amino acids.